Messenger RNA from Salvia splendens (bonfire salvia), 1633 nucleotides. RefSeq names its product transcription factor bHLH87. Bases 379 to 1416 code for a protein of 345 amino acids. The transcript is spliced from 2 exons. Lineage: Eukaryota; Viridiplantae; Streptophyta; Magnoliopsida; Lamiales; Lamiaceae. The record is from RefSeq and is a predicted model, not a curated record. Gene Ontology annotation, biological process: regulation of DNA-templated transcription. Gene Ontology annotation, molecular function: protein dimerization activity; DNA-binding transcription factor activity.
UAUUAAAAUAUGAACCCUCUUUUUAUUCUUUCUAUAUAAGCUUGUAUUCUUCCAUAUCAAACCAAUUCUUGAUUCUACUCCUUUUCAAGGUAUGCAAUUGAUCUCUCCUUUUCCCUAAAUUAAUCUCUAAAUUGAUGAAUUCUUCUUUAUUUUCUCCUUUAUUUACUGUUUUUGGCAUUAUCGCCUUGAGCAGUUACAUGAAUUUCUGCUUUUGUAUCGGUAUUGUAGAUUUCGACAAAAUUUUGCAGCUGAAAACUGACGUUAGCAAUGGCUUCUUUUCUUUAAGGUCUUCGCUUUCCUCAAUCUAUAAGGUGGUUGGAACACUACAAUCAAUUAAUAUUUCUCUCCUAUAUAAUCGACUACUCAACCAGAAAUCAAAUGGAUAGUAUUGAUUGGGGCAAUGAGCUUGAACAAAGCUUGAUAAUGUCUUCCCCAAAUCCUCUCUACUACAACAACAAUAACAAGAUCGAGAGCUCGAUUCAUCACAAAACCGAGAAUAUUUUGCCUCAAUGGAAUUCAGUAAGAUCAGGAGCUGGCAGCGGUUGGGCUGUCGUCGUCAAUGAAGGAACCACGACGUCGCGGUCCUUCAUUGAAUGCGGUAGGCCCUCCGCAUUCAACACCACUCUUCCUCUUCCUCUUCCUCUUCCUCCUCGAGUCGAAAAUGGCAUCAUCAUCAAUAAUGAAUCGAACAUUCUCGAUGCCGCGGCCGCCUCUUUCGAGUCGUCCCUCGACUGCCUCCUCUCCGCAUCCACCGCCACGUCAGCCGAUCAGGACGACAUCUUCUCCGAGUGCUGGAAUUUCGCGAAACCGGAUAAAAUCAUCCCUCGAAAUUCCGAUGAAAUCAGGAGCAAUCACAAAAGGAAGCUCGAUUUCCACUCCGAUCGCAGCGAUUUUGAGUCGAAGAAGGCGAGAUUCGAGAAAAAACCGCCGUCGUCGAACAUCAAUUUCCAGCAGGCGAGCACGUCGGCGUCUUCCGGCGGCGGAGACGAGACGGACGCGGAGGCGAUCGCGCAGAUGAAGGAGAUAAUCUACCGCGCGGCGGCGUUCCGGCCGGUGGAUUUCGGGGCGGAGGCGGCUGAGAAGCCGAAGAGGAAGAACGUGAGGGUGUCGAGCGAUCCGCAGACGGUGGCGGCGAGGCAGAGGAGAGAGAGGAUAAGUGAGAGGAUUAGGGUUUUGCAGAAGCUCGUCCCCGGCGGGAGCAAAAUGGACACGGCGUCGAUGCUGGAUGAGGCGGCGAAUUACCUCAAAUUCCUCCGAUCGCAGGUGAUAGCGCUCGAGGCGAUGGGGCAGAAGAAUCCGGCGGUGAAUAAUUUUCCGGCGAGUGCGAAUUUCGGAUUCUCGCCGUUUAUUGGCUACUCGUUUGCCAUGCAGCAGCAGCCUCAGUUCUCAAUCCAUCAUAAUCAAUUCAAAAGUUGAGAAAAUAUUAGUAAAUUUUUUUUAUUGGUUUCCCCAAUUAAUUUUCUUGAUCUAGGUUAUCAUGAUUAGAUCAUGAUGUUACGUGUUUGGAGAAAAAAUGGGUUUUUAAUUAAUUAACUUGUUAAAGUUGAAGAAUCAUAAUUAUGAAGCCAUCAUUAACCUUGCCUUUUUAUUGCUUUUUUACUAGUUUUUACUAUAUGUAUGUGAUUAAUGAUGG